AUGCACGGAAUGUCGGUUGCAAUGUUUGGUGGCACUGGUUGCGACAGUGCUGCAGCAGGCAUUGGUACCACCACAAUGCAGCAUCAUCUAGUCGCUGCAACACCAGGAAAUUCUAUUGCUAGUACUGCUAACACUACUUCAGCGGCAGCAGCCGCUGCUGCUGCUGCAGCGCAACGUAUGGGUAUGUCGUUUGGCAUUCACAGUCUUCUGGGAUUAGCUGCAGCACGAGAUAUGCAGCAGCAACAACAACAACAACAGCAUCAUGGUACCGUUACUGCUGCUAGUUAUAUUGCCGCUGCACCACAAUACUGCACUCAUCAACCUGCUGCUACAGCAUCAUUUUUCCCGCAUAAUGCAGCAGCGGCAGCAGCACCUCAGCUAUUUGCUAUGGAAAUGCCGCAAGCGACACUGGAUCGUGUCCAUUACGAUCCGAUGUUAAAUCAG
Messenger RNA from Gongylonema pulchrum, 444 nucleotides. Lineage: Eukaryota; Metazoa; Nematoda; Chromadorea; Rhabditida; Gongylonematidae. The record is from the annotation of a GenBank genome assembly.